Messenger RNA from Aspergillus vadensis CBS 113365, 735 nucleotides. RefSeq lists its product as uncharacterized. The coding region runs from base 1 to 735 and encodes 244 amino acids. The transcript has a single exon. Lineage: Eukaryota; Fungi; Ascomycota; Eurotiomycetes; Eurotiales; Aspergillaceae. The record is from RefSeq and is a predicted model, not a curated record.
AUGGGCAGCCUUGAUGGCAUAGACGAUCUAGGAGAACUUAUGGUCGAGGGCUCACCACAGCAAAGACAGAUUCUACAGAAUUCGUCUAAUAUUCUUGACAUGGCUUCCCAUAUUGUCGGAGCGGCAGAUCUAAAUUUAUCGUCUUUUACAUCCGAUGUUCCCUUCCCCCACACAUUCAAAGGCCACAGUGAUCCCCCGAAGGUGCUAGAGGCCUUUGAAAAAACAGUAGGGCGAUGGGAUCCAGACUCAGACUAUCACCGUGCUGCCGAGGAAGGCAAUCUGUUUCUCGAUCCAGAAUCCAGCUGUAUAGAAGAUCACCUAGCAUACCCUUCCGCUCGCAUAUCUGACGAUACAGUCUCGUCCGAUACACGCGAUCGGAUCUUGGCCAUGAUACUGCACACCUGUGAGCCAGCGAAUAUGAUCAAAGUGGUCUCCGCCUUUCCAGCAGCGAAUGUGCUUGAUCGGCUCCUACAUCGCUUUUACGCGACUCAUGCAACUGACGAUGACAGCUGGAUUCACGUUCCGACUCUUCGCUCGAGUGAGAUGCCGACAGAACUCCUGGGCGCUUGUAUCACGUCGGCAGCUAUGAGAUCGUCUAGUGCGGCUGUUCGCCGGUUCGGAACUGCCCUACACGGUGUCCUCCAUCCAUAUUUAUUCCAGAUUGUAAGACCGGCAGCUUUCAGCUUCUCAUGCAUAGGGGGAAUAACCAAGGCCGAUAGUUCGAGAAACGAAUAG